GAAAUAACCGUCUGAUAUGGGUAAUUUCUUUAAUAAAACUGACAUUUGUUGACAUUCUAGUGGAGCCAGACAUAGUCUCAGUGGACCAACCGACGACAUAGAGAGACUAAAGCUUUUGGUCUAGGUUAUGACAUGCCUAUUUUAAUCAUUUUGGGACCUUUUAGGUUUCAACAACAUUUUACAUAAUUCUGUAUUAAAUAUUUCCCUUUCUUUUUCUUUACUUUUCAACUUGCAGCCUCGGCCAGCCUGUUCAGCUGUGGAGAGUUUUUCUACAAUCCUAUCAAUCAGAAAUGUUGUGGGGGUCGCAUACUGAGAACUCCAGUGGAACUUGAAUUCGAAUUUAGAUGCUGUGGAGAUGAGCUAUAUCGCUUAGAUGGAACAUGGGAAUGCUGCCAAAACACCAAGAUGGACUUAGGAGGAGAUGCAGUCUGCUGCAACAAUGAGAUAACCAACUCUACCACCCAUGAGUGCUGCGGUAAUCCGCGCGCAUCUCCGCACAAGCAUCAAAAACAAUUAGGACAUGAAUGCUGUGGAAAGUCUUACUAUGACACUGACACCCAAACGUGCUGUGGUCAUGACUUCAUCUACGGUAAUUCCCCUCGUGUCGCUGAUGGUCUUGGCUCAUGCUGUGGGUCACAUACAUACGAUGCCUCCUCGGAGAUCUGCUGCCCUCUACCAACAGGAUUGAUGCAGUCCCAUUCAGUCGGACAAUAUGGCGUCAUGCUCCAGGAGACUGAAUGUUGUGGGGAUGGAUGGAUUAAUAAGACGACACACAUAUGCUGCCAGGAUACACCACAACCACGAGGUAAUGGCGCUACCAGUUGCUACGGAAACCAGGCUUAUGACCCGACCAAAGAGGUCAUAUGUGGCACCAGGCUGCAUGACAUUCAUGAUGGGAAGACAGAGUGUUGUGCUGGUGAACUCAUCAAUCCUAAUGUUAAGCCUUGUUGCAACGACCCAGAUCUCCUAGCACAAUCUCCAUUCUCUUGCUGUGGACUCGGGUGGAGCAGAGAAGCCUAUGACCCCACCCAAUCAUCCUGCACCGCGCAAGGCUCUAGGAUUAAGUUCCCUGAACUUAAAGUCAGUGGUCCAACCAAGCUGUGGGAACAGUGUGAUGGUACAACGUACGCUAGUACACUUCAAAUCUGCUGCGGUGGUCAUCUAACACCAAAGUUUCCUGAUUCUCUGUGCUGUGGCUCAGAGUCCUUCAGGUACACAGAUCAAUUUUGUGUUGUUGAUGGAACUCAAAGCAAGGUAGUGGAUAAAAUAACAGCCAAUGCUGAAAUCUGCACCGAACAUGGUCAGGAGAUGGACCUACAGUAUGACCCUGAAACACAGACAUGUUGCAGAGACCCCUUGGAGCUAAGGGAUUGGAGAGUCUUCAAUGGUACCCAGGGAGAAUGCUGCCUGCUAUCAGAGACUCAUGUUAUACUCACCGAUCCAAGUUCACAAACAUGCUGCAAAGCUGGAGAAAUCCAGAAGGUCCAUCCAACCCCUCUAGGCGAAGGAGAAUGUUGCGGCCCAGAGAUGAUUAUCAAAGGCCGACAGCUUUGUGACAGUUCGAUGCAAGAAGUAGUGGAUAUCCCUUUCAACCGUCUAACUCACAAUGAUGUCUGUGUCCCAAAAGAUCGCGAACAUAACCUCAUUCGCCAGACUUAUGACAAUCGCCGAGAGUUUUGUUCUGAUGGUGGUGAGAUCAUUCCCAAAACAGAAGGCAAGGAUCUUUGUGGAGGUCAGAUCUAUGAUACCGACUCCCACAUCUGUUGUGGAUCAUUCAUCUAUAGACUUGUCACUCAUCAGUGCUGCGCCGACGUUGUCCAACCUCUGAUAAACGAUGAUGGGCUCCCUCUAGAGUGCUGUGGGAUACAGGCCUACCAUUCCGGCACAUCCACCUGUAAACGUGGAACUGUAUUGGAUGAUAUACCUCAGGCUAAUGCAAGGUAUUGUGGAGCGGAUGUGUAUGAUAACAGCCAAUAUGACUGCUUGGAUGGUGGAGAGCUAGUACCACAAGAAGCUGGUCCUUAUAUCAGGCUCUGCGGAACGACAAGAAAGGUCUAUGAUAUGAGACAUCAGGAAUGCUGUGAAGAAGAUCUGAUCGGACCUGGACAAACCUGCUGCAAUAGACGCCAGUAUCAAACACCAGGGACACCUUUGAAAGGAGGCAAAUGCUGUGGAGCUACCGGCUACAAUCCCUCCACUCACAGUUGCUGCAUCGGUUCCAUCUCCCCUAUCCAUGGAAUGGUAGAGCCCGCUUGCUGCAUGCUCCAAGCUUACGACCGAUCCGUAUCAAACAUCACCUGCUGCGGUGGCAAACUAAGCCGGAAGGGACAGGAUGAGACGGAAUGCUCUGCAGCCGAUGGAGUGAUACACAGACUGGAUGAGAUUGUGUGCAAUGGUGUAAGACAUCCAGCUGGCGAAAAACAAUGCUGUGGAUCUGACCUCUAUGACCCUACAACACAAAUGUGUUGCAAUGGAUUCAGAUAUGAAGCAGAGGAAGACAGUGUAUGCUGUGGGAACAAGCCAUACCAAAAUACAAGUGAUGGAAGUCACUUGUGUUGUGGCGGAACUCUCCAUACACAGGCAGGAGGUAAGGAGUGUUGUAACCGUGCUGCCUUUUACCCAUCAACUCAUCAGUGCUUCACAACAGGCAGUCAGAAUAUCAUCAUCAAGCUCUUAGACGACACACCAUCCGCUACAGAUGCCUUCUGCACUGAGGGGUCGUACAACCCGACCAACCAGACCUGCUGCGACGGCCUCCUCUACAAUGGCCUCAGAGAAUGCUGUGGAAAUCAGGUGAUAGAGAUGCCCGAUCUGGACAUGUGCUGCAAUGGUGAGAUCCAUUGGAGGAUAUAUGGUAAUCAGUCUCAGUGCUGCCCAUCAGGUCAGAUCAUGCACCAAUCAACAGGAUGCGACGCACGCCAACUUGACCAUGGCCAUCAGCUUUGCAAUGACACCGAGUACCUUCCUCUGAUCCAGGGAUGCUGUGCUGGUGAUGUCUAUUAUUUGGAUGACGCUCAGUGUAGAGAUGAUAAGGUCUUCCUGCUGUGUGGGGAUCGGUUCUACUCCCAAGAUGAACAGACCUGUUGCAAUGGCACCUUGGAUGAUAUCCCCAAUGGACAGUGCUGUGAGAACACAGCAUUCGAUCCAACCUCUAAGAUCUGUUGCCAAGGGGGUCUGCGUCGCAUAGUCAGAGGAAGAGACCAGUGCUGUGGGGAGCUAUCCUUUGACGUCACGAGAGAGAUGUGCUGUGAGUCAGGACCUGUUCGAAUGCCUCGUAUCACCCCAAGGGUUCAGAGCAAGAUGAACAGGGGCAUCUGCUGUGGAGAAGGGUUUCAACCCAACUUCCAAACAAGACACUGUGAAGCUGUUCCAUUGGUCUGUAUGGGUCUUGAGCAUGGCACCCUAUGGCAGGAAGCAUCGGAUGACUGCAGUAAAGACUUCACCUUCCAAUUCAAUGCUCAACGCAUCGACACCAACGACACCUACACCGUCAUCAAGCUUGAUGUCUAUCACCCUCUCCUGGCCCACAACAGUAAUGUUGAGAUAGACACCCUGAUCCUACCAGCUGAUGUCGAGUGUAGGAAGCUGAUUGUCGGUGAAACCUAUAUAGCCCUCUCAUCGGGAGAUAUAGAGGGUAGUUCUCUAUCUCUAACAAAUCAAGAUUUCUUAGGGCAGUAUUCCAGAAAAAUAGCUAGCAGGCUAUUACGCAGGAGCUGUCUCUAAAUUUACCAUAUAGUAUUCCGUGUAUACUCACUAAGUAAACUGUAACAGUUGAAAAUAUUGUGUACUUGUUUAAAUCAAUUUCAUAUUCUUAUUGAUGUAGCUCUUUUGGAGCCCAAAAAACAUACUGAAAGAAAAGAAAAGGAAAAAAAAAGGAAAGGGGGAAAAAGGGAUUGCCUUUUUUCUAUUGGAUAGGUAAUGGAAGCAUGAAUUUCAUAAACUUGUGUGGAUGAGAGAAAUUUGUAAUGAAUAAGGAUAUUUAUUGUUUUGCUUGAAUUAUUUUAUUUGCGCAUUGAAAUAAGAAAAAGAGUAUAAUAUUUAUGCCCUUUUUUCUUAUUUCAAUGAAAGUGGUAUGCCUCUAGGAGGUUUCUGUACAUAGUGAUUGUAAUAUAUUUAUUUCAAUGCUUCAUGCAAAUAUUUGAAUGUGAAUGAAAUGUUGCUUGUAGCUUUUGCAAUAUUUCCCAGUAGAAUUUUUUCCUGUAAACCUAUUGACCAGCUGCAAAGAAUCAAUUUAAAGUUUAGGUGUUCAGACAUAGUUAUGUAUCCCAUUGGUUGGCAAGUAAAAGAAGGUUGUAAAAGAUUUCAGCUACAAGGUCCUUAGAAACGUGCAAAUAUCAUGAAUCUAUUGUAAGAUUGCAGUUGCAGAAUACGAUAACUAUUAAUUUCACCAAUUUCCAUAUUAUAUAAAAGGUUCAUGCAUCUGUGAUGCUUGUUAUUGUAUAUUUUGCCGAUAUUUCUAUUUUGUAUAUUUUUGUUAUUUUUCAUUAUUCACAAUAUUUGAACCUGUGACUUUCAUUGUAUUGAUAUUUAAUGGAUUUAAAAACGAAAGACAAAUAUAAUUGAUUCUUAAAGAAUUGUAACCAAAUAUUCAAUGAUAUAGCGAGUCAGAAUUGUUGAAAGCUAGAAGUUAUUUCAAAUUUUUAUUUUGAUGGUGUUAUAUUGUAUAAUAUUUUGGUUGUCUUCUCUAAGAAACAAACAAAGUAAUUCAACAUAAGACAUUAAAAAACAGGUUUCUUAAAUUCUCUUUAGGUUCAAAUUUUGAAAGCAUGUCAGUAUUGUGUCUAGGAAUAUUCUUGUACAAACUUCAACGAGAUAGCAAGUAAAUGUAUGUUACAAGAGUUCUGAAUCAAUAAUUCAAUGAAAUUGCACAAUAAUGAAUGAAAUAAAGCUCAAAACAAGAGUGAAUGUCAAUAUUGCUUGGUCACUGCAGAAUACAAGUACUAUUGAAAAAUCAGUGAUAAAAGCAUUUUGAACCUCUAUAUUUCUUUGAAUAUUUUUCUAAUUAUUUUGAUAAAUGCCUGUGUGUGAAGUAUUGCAGUACCUUUUUUGCACUAUAAUAUUAAUCCUUUUCAAGCCCUCAUAUUGAAAGUGAGAAAAAAUUUCUAGGGGAAAUAGAACAGCUAUUAGAAGCAGAUUUAUGAAUGCUUUAAGAUGUAUGUAAUACAUGUGUGAAGUUCAUAUAAGUAUUCUAUACAUGAGGUACAUUGUAUCUAAGUAGAAACUUCUACAAAAGAAAAAAGUCACUUGCUAGGGAUAUAUCAAGAUUAGACCGUUUAAAAACUCAACUGUUCUUGAUUCUAAAUGAUAUAAGGGUAUUAAUGUAGCUAUCAAAUGUUUAAUAGACAGUUUUGAAUUGGAGUAUGUGUUACAUGUAGAUCUUACUGUAAAGGUCGAAUAGUCACGGCACAGUAACUUACUGGAUUAACUUCAUCAUUAAUGCUCAGUAUAAAAAUCCUUGCCAAUCUCCUAUUAAAAUGUAUCUCUGGUUGUUUUCCUUUGUUUAAAUGAAUUUCAAAAGUUUUCCUACAUUUUUAUUUUGAAGAUAACUUCUUUCCCCAUAUGUGUACUUAAGAUAUUGCCUAACCCUGUUAUCACCUUUGAUUCUGUGUAUUCAAAGUUUUAAUGCUCAAUAUCGGAAAGUUAUUUUUCCUGAAAUGUAUUUGAAUCUUAAAUUAUUAUUAUUGUACCUUGUAACUUAAUAAAUAAAUUGAAAACAAAAUGAAGCAUUGGAAGUUGCCAUUCAAUGUAGCAUAAUCAGAUACAAGUGCUUUUGUUUUGAGAGUCGGUGAUU
Strongylocentrotus purpuratus (purple sea urchin) is the source of this 5791-nucleotide messenger RNA. RefSeq lists its product as uncharacterized. The transcript is spliced from 11 exons. NCBI's taxonomy places the organism in Eukaryota, Metazoa, Echinodermata, Echinoidea, Camarodonta, Strongylocentrotidae. Bases 406 to 3723 code for a protein of 1105 amino acids. The record is from RefSeq and is a predicted model, not a curated record.